Messenger RNA from Leptopilina boulardi, 1549 nucleotides. It is a transcript of the gene Txl, whose product is annotated as thioredoxin-like protein 1. The transcript is spliced from 4 exons. The record is from RefSeq and is a predicted model, not a curated record. Bases 132 to 995 code for a protein of 287 amino acids. NCBI's taxonomy places the organism in Eukaryota, Metazoa, Arthropoda, Insecta, Hymenoptera, Figitidae.
UGUUAGUUAGAUCAUGACUAUCCGUCAAAUCUUAAAUUUUGCUAUUCAUCAAGUCAUCCAUAGAGCAUUUAAUUGUUGUGUGCUUGAUUAUUGACAAGAAAUAAAUUUAAAAUAGCAAUAAUAUAGUAAAUAUGGGAAGUGUACGAACUAUUAAUGAUGACAAUCAAUUACAAGGAGAAUUACGGAGUGCAGGAACAAAACUGGUUGUUGUUGAUUUUACUGCAACAUGGUGCGGUCCAUGUCAAAGAAUGGCUCCAAUCUACGAUCGGUUAUCGGUGAAGUAUCCAAAUGCCAUAUUUUUAAAGAUUGACGUUGACAAGUGUCCUAACACUGCCAUGAAUCAGGGUGUCACUGCAAUGCCUACUUUUAUUUUCUUCAAAAAUCGAACUAGAGUAGGAAUUUGCCAAGGAGCUAAUGAAAUUGAUCUAGAAUCAAAAAUCAAAGAAUGUUAUGGAAACGGCGAUGCCGACGACACCGAGGGAUCCGUUGCUGGACAUAUGGACUUGAGCAGUUUUAUAGUAAAGACACAGUGUGAGUGUUUAAACGAAUCUGACGAGCAUCCCUUAAUUCAAUGUUUAUCGGCAGACGAUGGCUACUUGGAAAGUGACUGCGAUGAACAACUUAUCAUGUCUUUUACUUUUACGCAAGCUGUUAAAGUGCAUUCUUUAAAAAUUAAGGCUCCGUCGGACAAAGGUCCCAAAAUCGUAAAGUUGUUUAUUAAUCAACCUAGGACAAUUGACUUUGAUAUGGCAGAUUCCAACACCAGCACUCAAGAUAUUACAUUUACAAUGAAAGAAGUGGAAGAAGGCAAUCCUGUUCAACUGCGUUACGUAAAAUUCCAAAAUGUGCAGAACCUGCAGAUUUUCGUAAAGGACAAUCAAAGCGGUUCAGAAACGACUCAAAUCGAUCAUUUAGCCAUUAUUGGAACACCAAUCAAUACUACUAACAUGGGCGAAUUUAAACGAGUUGCAGGAAAGAAAGGAGAGAGUCACUGAUUUCCUCUAGACCAUUAUAAUUUUAAAGUUAUUUUUCUUUCUAAAACGAAAUUUUGAAUUAUGGCAUAAAAGUUGUUUGCAUGUUAAUAUUAUUAAAAGAUAUAAAUUUAAGUAAAUUAGAUUUAGCAAGAUGAAUGCAGGUUGCGAACAGUCAAUUAUUUAUGCGUGUCUUCCUUACUCUUACUUAAAUAAAUUUAAAUCUUUUAAUAAAUGAGAGAGACGAAAAAUGGUUCCGCUACUUCUGUUUGUAAGUAAAGAAAAAUAUUCUAAAUGUUUGUAAAAAGUGUGCCGAUUCAUUCGAUUGAAAUGAAAGAAAGAUUGCAGUUUCUUAAAAGUGAAACCUCUUCUAGAAAAAAUCUUAUAACACAGAAUUUUUCUAAAUAUAUGCGAAAAAUAUUCUUCUAUUUAAUUUGUAAAAACCUACUCAUUUUUUUUUAAUUUAUCAGCCAUGAGUUUCAUGUUUUGCCCUAAAAAAAUAUUUCAAAAUAUUCUGAAUAACAAUUAAUUUGUACCAAUAGUUUGGAAAUAAAUAUAGAAUAUUAUUUGUAAAAUUA